Messenger RNA from Leptinotarsa decemlineata (Colorado potato beetle), 2865 nucleotides. Its product is annotated as EH domain-containing protein 3-like. The record is from RefSeq and is a predicted model, not a curated record. NCBI's taxonomy places the organism in Eukaryota, Metazoa, Arthropoda, Insecta, Coleoptera, Chrysomelidae.
GUCAUUGAGAUAUGUCAUGUCAUAUUUGUCAGUACGAGUACGCCCGUGAAAGUCUGUUUUGAAGUCAGUAAAGUAGGUGAAUAGUGAAAAAUAACUCGAAAAAAAUGUUUAGUUGGUUGACCAAGGAUAAUAGUAAAGAAGAAAUCUACAAUAAUGUCGUUGAAGGGCUCAAGAAUAUUUACAAACAUAAAUUGUUACCCCUAGAAGAAUAUCAUCAAUUCCAUGACUUUCACUCUCCGAAAUUGGAAGAUUCAGACUUUGAUGCAAAACCCAUGAUCCUCCUCGUAGGCCAGUAUUCUACGGGAAAAACUACUUUUAUCAAGUACUUGCUUGAGAGAGAUUUUCCUGGCAUCCGAAUUGGGCCAGAGCCCACGACUGAUAGAUUCAUUGCUGUGAUGUAUGACGAAAAAGAAGGUAUGAUCCCUGGCAAUGCUCUUGUGGUUGACCCUAAGAGGCAGUUCAGACCUCUGUCUAAGUUCGGCAAUGCUUUUUUAAACCGCCUUCAAUGUUCCUUAGUCAAUUCAACAGUAUUACAGAAUAUUUCGAUUAUAGACACCCCUGGAAUUCUGUCUGGUGAAAAACAGAGGGUCGAUAGAGGUUACGACUUCACUGGGGUUCUCGAAUGGUUCGCUGAAAGAGUGGACAGAAUCAUACUUCUUUUUGACGCCCAUAAACUAGAUAUUUCUGAUGAAUUUAGAAGGUCUAUUGAAGCAUUAAGGGGCCAUGAUGAUAAAAUUCGCAUUGUACUGAACAAAGCUGACAUGGUAGAUCAUCAACAACUCAUGAGAGUAUACGGUGCUCUUAUGUGGUCUCUGGGUAAAGUUUUACAAACCCCAGAAGUUGCUAGAGUAUACAUCGGAUCCUUUUGGGACCAACCUUUGAGAUAUGAUGGUAACAGAAGACUAUUUGAAGAUGAAGAACAAGAUUUGUUCAAAGACUUACAAUCACUUCCUAGAAAUGCUGCACAAAGGAAACUAAAUGAUCUUAUUAAACGUGCGAGAUUAGCAAAGGUCCAUGCUUAUAUAAUGGCUGAGCUGAGAAAAGAAAUGCCUUCUAUGUUCGGAAAAGACUCAAAGAAGAAGGAACUGAUAAAAAAUUUGGGUCAAAUUUAUGACAAACUACAAAAGGAGCAUCAGAUUUCCCCAGGGGAUUUCCCAGAGAUCAAAAAAAUGCAAGAAGUACUUGCCAACUUAGAUUUCAGUAAAUUCAAUCCUUUGAAACCCAAAUUAUUAGAUAUUGUUGACCGAAUGUUAUCUGACGAUAUUUCUGUUUUGAUGGCAAAGAUUCCAUUAGAAGCUGAGGCUAAUUCCAUUAAAAAUGGUGACGGCAAUGUGCAAGGGGGUGCGUUCAUCAAUGUCGAGAAUACCACCUCUCCAUUUGGUUACAAAAAAGGUGAGGGUGUUGAUGCAGGGGCAGGAGAGUUAGACUGGAUCGUGAGUAGAGAAAAGGCCAAAUACGAUGAUAUCUUCUACAAUCUGAACCCUACAGAUGGUAAAGUCACGGGAAUGGCCGCCAAGACCGAGAUGGUCAAGUCAAAAUUACCAAACUCCGUUUUGAGUAAGGUAUGGAAACUCGCCGAUGUGGACAAAGAUGGUAUGUUGGAUAAUGAAGAGUUCGCUUUGGCCAUGCAUUUGAUCAACAUCAAAAUCGACGGCAACGAUUUGCCGUCUGAGUUGCCGGAUCAUUUAAUUCCGCCGUCAAAACGCUGAUUGUUAUAUCACAUAAUAAUCCACAAGUGCUAUUUGUUAUUCGUUAGAUUUGUGCCUGUAUCUACAUAAAAACACCGAUGUCUAUGUCUACAGCUUUGUCAAGUCUGAUGGCAAAUUUAACAAAAAUUUUCUUUAACGAACAAACUUGUAUCCUGAAUAAUCCAUCCAAAUUUCUACACGCAUUAGGACAGGAGCUUCAAAGCUCGUUGCUGAAUAGCGGAUAGAGAAAAAAUCAAGAAGUAGUUUUGUUAUCACAGCACCAGUACCAGCAGAUUUUCCUGCUAGUACCUCUAUUUGAUGGUACUCAUACUUGCAUCAUGCAUUGUUUUUCAACCCAUUUAGAGAAAGUGUUAAUUUACGACAUGAGUUACUCAUGUAGCUUUUGUUAUUUGGGGUGUUUUGUUGGAUGGUACCGUCGUACACUCUCAUAUAUUGUAUGAGUACCAUGAAACAGUUAAAAGAUUGGAUGGCUUCACUUCAAAGACGUUUCAUGGCAAUUAGGAGCAUUGUGGAAAACUUGGAUAGAAAUGUAGAGUUAGUUAGAUCUGCUGCCGAUCAUAAAGAAUCAGUGAGAGUGACAAGCAAGGUUAAUGAAGUCAUCAACAUAGUUUCUCUGAUGAUUCAAUUCCGAUGUGUGUAAGCACUGAUUCCAUUGAACAAGCUGUUUUCUAAAUAGGUCAAUAAAAAUCUCUACACAUUAGGGCAUGGGCUUCAGAGUUCAUUAUUGAACUACGCCUUAGAUAAUAAAGGCUCCUAUUGGAUAAAAGAAUUUGAAUGGAUUAUCUGGAAAAAGAAAAUCUUGAUCAAAACCAUUAUGAGAGAAAUUUAACAAUUUUUACAAUUUAAAUUUUAUUUGUCUCGAUUUUGGGACAAUGAACUGAAGCUGAUCUCGGAUGAGAAAUAAAUAUUAUAAAAAAAGUUGUAGAAUAAAUUCAGUUUUGUUUAUCCUAUUUAUUUGAUUUUAGGAACAAUAUUUGCCAUCCGAUUGAGCGUUUCCUAUACCAAAAAUGUUAUUUUUGCAAUACUAGUUUUAGAUAAUAUUUUCAAUGGUUCAUGGCUGAUAUCUGAUAUUGAACAAUGUGAUAAAAAUUCAUACUGUGUAUAUUUGUAUUAUAUAACAAUGUAGAUAAGUAACUUUCCUACUUUGGAUUAAUUU